CAUAGUAGAAAGCUAUAAGCAGCUGCUUAUAUUGAUUUAGUUAAUUAAGAUCCAAAAAAGCAGUGGAGUAUUGUAAAUUAUAUUGGUAACAAUAAAGUUGAAGGAUAUGUUUGUUGUGUGGUAGCAGCGGCAGGAGUUUUAAAAUAUCUAGAAAUGAAGAGUAUAAAUGGUAUUAACACUUUGUAGUACUAUGGAAAAGCAUACAAUAAAUGAAAAAAGAAAUUCAUUAAAGCGCUCUGGCUUUCGCUCCAUUGAAACAAUUGGUCGAUUAGUUAUUUCCAUUAUUAUACGAUUUUGGAAGGCAUGCAGUGUUGCUAUGCUAUUCAUUUUUCUACUAUACUGGUUAUAUGGAGGAAUAAUUACAGUUUUUUUACUUAGUGCUGCUUUUAUUGGUGCAUUUUAUCACUAUCAAGAUGCUUUAUUAUAUUUUCCUGAUCAACCUGAAAACUCAAGAAUCUAUGUACAAUCUCCAAGAUACUUAGGAGUGCCUUAUGAAAACUUAUAUAUUAAAACACGUGACGGAAUAACUUUAAAUGCUAUAUUUUUAAAGCAAAGUGGUAACAGAUUAAACAUAGCUCCAACAAUUAUUAUGCUUCAUGGAAAUGCUGGUAAUAUUGGCCAUAGAUUUUCAUUAGCUCAACUUUUAUAUAUGUAUACUGGUAGCAAUAUAUUCUUACUUGAUUAUAGAGGCUAUGGCAAGAGUGAUGGAAUGCCUAGUGAAAAAGGAUUUGAAUUAGAUGCUAUAGCUGCAAUUGAGUAUCUUCUCUCUCACUCUGAUAUUGAUCAUAAUAAACUUGUAUUGUAUGGAUCAUCACUUGGUGGUGCAGUAACAUUUGCUGUAGCUUUUUAUAAAAAAUACAUGAACUUACUUUUUGCAAUUAUUGUUGAAAAUACAUUUACAAGUAUACCUGAUAUGGCGCGUCACUUGUUUAUACUAGUGAACAAGUUACCAUCUUGGUGUUACAAAAAUAAGUUUCCUUCAAUAGACAGAGUUGCUGUUAUAACUACUCCAACAUUAUUUCUUUCUGGACUUGCAGAUCAACUUGUUCCUCCAAAGCAGAUGGUACAGCUUUAUAAUUCAUCUGGAGCUUGUUUGAAGAGAAUUGAGAGGUUUGAUGCAGGCUCGCAUAAUGAUACAUGGCAGUGUAAUGGAUAUAUGGAUUCUAUUAACAAUUUUUUAAAUGAGGUUUAUGAGGCUCGAAAAAAUGGUUUGAUUGCAUAUAGCUGCUACCGUCAAACAAAUGAAGAUGAUAUAGACACAAUUAUUGAUCUUUAAUCAAACCCUUUAUAGUAAUAAUUUUUUGUAAUGUAGACCUUUGUCAUCAUAUUAUUGUUGAUUGCAUUUAUAUCAAAAAUAUCAAUAACGAGUAUUUUAUCUUUGUUAUUAAUGUUUUUGUUGAUUACCAAUUUAUAGAGGUUUUUAAAUUGCUACACUAUUAUAUGUGAAUUCCUUUCAAAAAUUAAAAAAGUUUUGUCAUUCAUUUGCCUUUUUUAGAAAAAUAUUUAUUUUUUAUUGUAAAAUGGAAAAUCUAAAGCCGUGUUCUCAUCUCUAUUCGAUUAACUUAAUGGAAUCAAAAUUAUAUUUUAGCUUUAAUAAAAUUUUUGUUUUGAUAUUGUAUUUAUUUUAGAUUAUUUGAGAAAAUAUUUUAACAUUUUCUCUGUUCAA
Molecule: messenger RNA, 1666 nt
Organism: Hydra vulgaris (swiftwater hydra)
Lineage: Eukaryota; Metazoa; Cnidaria; Hydrozoa; Anthoathecata; Hydridae
Product: protein ABHD13
Cellular component (GO): membrane
Molecular function (GO): palmitoyl-(protein) hydrolase activity
Source: RefSeq, a predicted model, not a curated record